Odocoileus virginianus texanus is the source of this 3299-nucleotide messenger RNA. NCBI's taxonomy places the organism in Eukaryota, Metazoa, Chordata, Mammalia, Artiodactyla, Cervidae. The record is from RefSeq and is a predicted model, not a curated record.
GGUUGCUGAGCGGGCCUGGGAUCGCGGUCGCGGCGCCUUCCGCCUGACCGCUCCUAGUCGUCCAUCUGUUGGAUCCCGAACGACCUAACCUGAGCCCGCGCGGGACGGGCGGACCAGACGAAGAGAAUUUCCUGAGCUGGCAUCAGGUGCCAGAGGCACUGGGGAACUCACCAGGAAGGGUCGGACGGAGCUAGGGGCCAGCAAGAUGGCGGAUGAAACCUUAGCUGGGCUGGAUGAGGGAGCCCUGCGGAAGCUGUUGGAGGUCACGGCGGAUCUGGCAGAGCGGCGGCGCAUCCGCUCGGCCAUCCGGGAGCUGCAGCGGCAGGAGCUGGAACGCGAGGAGGAGGCCCUGGCAUCCAAGCGCUUCCGCGCCGAGCGGCAGGACAACAAGGAGAACUGGCUACACUCCCAGCAGCGGGAGGCUGAGCAGCGGGCUGCUCUGGCACGGCUGGCAGGACGUCUGGAGUCCAUGAAUGAUGUGGAGGAGCUGACCGCACUGCUGCGGGGCGCCGCGGAGUACGAGGAGCGGAAGCUGAUCCGAGCCGCCAUCCGCCGCGUGCGGGCCCAGGAGAUCGAGGCCGCCACCUUAGCUGGAAGGUUGUACAGCGGGCGUCCCAACAGUGGCUCAAGAGAGGACAGCCAGGCACAGGCAGCACACAGGCUGGAGCCGUGUGAGGUGCCAAAGCCAGAGGAACAGAAGCAGCAGGUGGAGGUCCCAGAGCCAACCCCGACCCCCAGCGGCACCAGCCGGGAUGUGACCACGGUGACGCUCCUGCUGCGUGUCCCGCCUGGGGACACACCCAGCCCACCUGCCUCAGCCGACGGUUCGCCCACCACUACCUCUCCUGAGCCUCCGCUGGAGCCUGCCGAGGGGGCCGCGUGCCCUGCCCCCAAGGCUCUGGGCAGUCCCGAGCCUCCCCCAAGCCCGCCCAGGGUCGCCAGCCCUGAGCCCCAGGAGCCUCCAGCCACCCACAGCACAGACGGGCAGGUGGUCGACAAGCUCCCACCCGGCCCCACGGAGCCCCCUGCCGCACAAGGCCCCACCAAAGGUCGCUCCGACACAAAGAGAGCAGACCUGGCUGACCCUCGUCCCUGCCAACGCUCCCUGUCUGUGCUCAGCCCCCGCCAGCCAGCCCAGAACCGAGAACCCACCCCCCUCGCUAGCGGACCUUCCCCGUUCCAGCGGGCGGGCUCCGUCCGGGACCGCGUGCGCAAGUUCACAUCCGAAUCUCCUACGGCCACGGCCACGGGGCUCCAGGAAGGCCCACCCCGCGCGGCCCUCGGUCCCUCGACCCCUGCCAGGCUCCCAGGCCCCGCCCACACCAGCACCACCCCUGCCGCCUCCUUCUCCUCCUCCAGUGGCCCCUCCUCGCGGGGGACAGCCCGGCCCCUGGCCCAGCUUCAGAGCUGCCCCCGGGAGGAGGGCCCCAGGGGGCGGGGCUUGGCCGUCAGGCCCCUUGAAAACAGAGCAGGGGGGCCCGUGGCGCGCUCAGAGGAGGCCAGCGCCCCGCUGCCCGUGGCCGUGGGCGCCGCCGAGCCAGGGGCCAGUAUGAAGACCACAUUCACCAUCGAGAUCAAGGAUGGCCGGGGCCAGGCCUCCACAGGCCGGGUGCUGCUGCCCACGGGCAACCAGAGGGCAGAACUGACGCUGGGGCUGCGGGCGCCCCCCACCCUCCUUAGCCCCAGCAGUGGGGGCAAGAGCACCAUCACCCAUAUCAGCAGCCCUGGGAACCUAGCCCGGCUGGGCAGCGUGACUCACGUCACCAGCUUCAGCCCUGCCUCCCUGGGUAGCCGAGGAGGCUGCAGCAUAAAGAUGGAGCCGGAGCCAGCAGAGCCCCCCUCUGCAGCAGUGGAGGUGGCCAACGGCGCCGAGCAGACCCGAGUGGACAAAGCACCAGGGAGCCGGAGCCCACUGAGCGCCGAGGAGCUGAUGGCCAUCGAGGAUGAGAGUGUCCUGGACAAGAUGCUGGAUCAGACUACGGACUUUGAGGAGCGGAAGCUCAUCCGGGCUGCACUGCGUGAGCUCCGACAAAGGAAGAGAGACCAGCGGGACAAGGACCGAGAACGGCGGCUGCAAGAGGCCCGGGCCCGGCCAGGGGAGGGCCGCGGCAACACAACAACCAAGACCACCACGAGGCACAGCCAGCAGACGGCCGACGGCUCCGCCGUCAGCACAGUCACCAAGACCGAGCGGCUCGUCCAAUCCAAUGACGGCACACGGACGGCCCGCACCACCACAGUGGAGUCGAGUUUUGUGAGGCGCUCAGAGAGUAAGGCCACCGGGCGUCUCCACGUGCCUGCCUGCCAGCCCACCUCCUCAGGCUCUUCCUCGAACUGUCUCUCCGAACUUUCGUCUGUGUGUCUCUCUGUCCAGCCGUCACUUUCUCUUCUCUGCCUGUGGCUCCCUGCAUCCCUCCGCCAGCCUCCCGCCCGUCUCCCAGCCCGGGACCUCACUGUGCUCCCCUUUCCUUCUCUUGCAGAUGGUGGUGGCAGCACCAUGAUGCAAACUAAGACCUUCUCCUCUUCAUCAUCCAAGAAGAUGGGCAGUAUCUUCGACCGGGAGGAUGAGGCCAGCCCACGGUCUGGCAGCCUAGCGGCGCUGGAAAAACGCCAGGCAGAAAAGAAGAAAGAGCUGAUGAAGGCGCAAAGCCUGCCCAAAACCUCAGCGUCCCAGGCGCGCAAGGCUAUGAUUGAGAAGUUGGAGAAGGAAGGCGCAGCAGGCAGCCCAGGCGGACCCCGCGCGGCUGUGCAGCGCUCCACCAGCUUCGGGGUCCCCAAUGCCAACAGCAUCAAGCAGAUGUUGCUAGACUGGUGCCGAGCCAAGACGCGUGGCUACGAGCAUGUGGACAUCCAGAACUUCUCCUCGAGUUGGAGUGACGGGAUGGCCUUCUGUGCCCUGGUGCACAACUUCUUCCCUGAGGCUUUCGACUAUGGGCAGCUCAGCCCACAGAACCGGCGUCAGAACUUCGAGGUGGCCUUCUCAUCCGCCGAGAUGCUGGUGGACUGCGUACCCCUGGUGGAGGUGGAGGACAUGAUGAUCAUGGGCAAGAAGCCCGACCCCAAGUGCGUUUUCACCUACGUGCAAUCGCUCUACAACCACCUGCGGCGCCACGAGCUGCGUCUGCGCGGCAAGAAUGUCUAGCUUCCCCGCCGCCGCCCGCACGGCCGCCCGCGGCAAGCAGCGCCCACCAUCCAGGCACCGUCCCCUCCCUGUGCGCCUGCCCACCGCUGCCUUGUCUGUCGCGGCACCUUCCCACGCAAACACGCAGCGUUUUGAUAAAUUAUUGGUUUUCAACGGC